Perognathus longimembris pacificus (Pacific pocket mouse) is the source of this 2054-nucleotide messenger RNA. RefSeq names its product homeodomain interacting protein kinase 4 (gene Hipk4). NCBI's taxonomy places the organism in Eukaryota, Metazoa, Chordata, Mammalia, Rodentia, Heteromyidae. The coding region runs from base 1 to 1842 and encodes 613 amino acids. Gene Ontology annotation, molecular function: protein tyrosine kinase activity; ATP binding; protein serine/threonine kinase activity. The transcript has 4 exons. Gene Ontology annotation, cellular component: cytoplasm; nucleus. Gene Ontology annotation, biological process: peptidyl-threonine phosphorylation; peptidyl-serine phosphorylation. The record is from RefSeq and is a predicted model, not a curated record.
AUGGCCACCAUCCAGUCGGAGACUGACUGUUAUGACAUGAUUGAGGUGCUGGGCAAGGGGACUUUUGGGGAGGUGGCCAAGGGCUGGCGGCGGAGUACGGGCGAGAUGGUGGCCAUCAAGAUCCUGAAGAAUGAUGCCUACCGGAGCCGCAUCAUCAAGAAUGAGCUGAAGCUGCUUCGGUGCAUGCGGGGCCUGGACCCUGAAGAGGCCCACGUUAUCCGCUUUCUGGAGUUCUUCCACGAUGCCCUCAAGUUCUACCUGGUCUUCGAAUUGCUCGAACAAAACCUCUUUGAGUUCCAGAAGGAGAACAACUUUGCACCUCUUCCUGCCCGCCAUAUCCGCACCGUCACCCUGCAGGUGCUCCGAGCCCUCGCCCGGCUCAAGGAACUGGCCAUCAUCCACGCCGACCUCAAGCCGGAGAACAUCAUGCUGGUGGACCAGACCCGAUGCCCCUUCAGGGUCAAGGUGAUCGACUUCGGCUCUGCCAGCAUCUUCAGCGAGGUGCGCUACGUGAAGGAACCCUACAUCCAGUCUCGCUUCUACAGGGCCCCCGAGAUUCUGCUGGGCCUGCCCUUCUGUGAGAAGGUGGAUGUGUGGUCGUUGGGCUGCGUCAUGGCCGAGCUGCACCUAGGCUGGCCCCUCUACCCGGGCAACAAUGAGUAUGACCAAGUGCGUUAUAUCUGUGAGACCCAGGGCCUGCCCAAGCCGCACCUGCUGCACGCCGCCCGCAAGGUCCACCAUUUCUUCAAGCGCAAUCCCCACCCAGAUCCCACCAAUCCCUGGCAGCUCAAGUCGUCGGCUGAUUACCUGGCAGAGACCAAGGUUCGCCCAUUAGAGCGCCGCAAGUACAUGCUGAAGUCUUUAGAUCAGAUGGAGACCGUGAAUGGCGGUGGGGCAAGCCGGCUGAGCUUCCAGGACCGCGAGGCGGUGGCCGAACUGGCUGACCUCAGGAGCAUGGUGGAGCUCAUCAAGCGCAUGCUCACGUGGGAGUCCCACGAGCGUAUCAGCCCCAGCGCGGCCCUGCGUCACCCCUUCGUGUCCAUGCAGCAGCUGCGCAGCGCCCACGAGACCACACGCUACUACCAGCUCUCCCUGCGCAGCUGCCGCCUGUCGCUGCAGGUGGAGGGCAAGGCCCCCCAGGCCAUGGUGGCCACCACUGAAGAUGGGGCCCCUUAUUACCGGCUGGCCGAGGAAGAGGAAGCAGUGGGCAUGGGCACUGGGCCCUUCUUCUGGGAUGAGAAGGCACCGGGCAUGCAGAGAGCCAUUGAUCAGCUGGAUGACCUGAGCCUCCAGGAGGCAGGGCAAGGUCUGUGGAGUGAGGCCCGGGCCGACACCGUCUCCGACAUGCUCACUCCGCUCAAAGCAGCCACUGCUGGCCGCAGAGUCCCCGACUCAGGUCCAGAGCCCAUUCUGGCCUUUUAUGGCAGUCGUCUGUCUGGUCGCCAUAAGGCCCGGAAGCCACCUAUGGGCUCCAAAUCCAACUCCAACUUCAGCAAUCUGAUCCGGCUGAGCCAGGCCUCCCCUGAGGAUGACGGGCCCUGCCGGGGCAAUGGCUGGGAAGAAGGAGAAGGCCGAGGGGCUUCCGUAGAACUGCCCACCAUCCCUCAGAGGGACGGGGAUGGGCCCAGCAUCAAGGACAUGACGAUGGAUGCUGAGAGGUCUGGCCCUGAGCUCUUUGAGCCCAACAGCUGUCCUGGAGAGUGGCUGAGCGAGCCGGAGUGGGCCUUGGAGAGCGUCCGGGGAUCACGGGCUCAGGGGCUCCCACCCCGGCACCCCCACCCCCACCCUCACGGGCCACCCCGGGCUACCAGUUUCCUGCAGCAUGUCGGUGGGCACCACUGAUGGUGUCACCCAGCUCUGCCCAUGACCGGGACUGCGCUAGCUGGGCUGGCAUUCCUCAACCUGAACUGCUCCACAGAGCCAUCCCCAGAGCCUACAAAUUAUUCUUUCACAAAAGAUAAUUAUACAGAACCAUCCCUUUCCCUUCCCCUCCCCGCCCAGUGCAUGCCUGCACCCCUCCCUCCCCAAACACUGAAGGCCUCUAGGGUCUGGCC